CACGGUUGUAUGAAAAAGAAAACGUACUUUUCAAGUGAAGUGAUCUCACUGAUGAAGCAGUGUCUGUCCUAAUUCUCUCCCUCUUCUCCUUUCUAACCACUCCAUUAUCUUUUUGUUGCACUAUCAAUUCUAAACUCAGAAAGAAAUUUGAUGACUCUGAGUCAACGAGAAGGGAUAAAAAUUAAUGGCCAGACAUGUGUUCGAUAUAUGUAGGUGAAGAAUCGUAGUUGGGGAAGAGUUUGAUUAAUCUGUACUGCAAAUUUUAGCAGCGUCUGUUUUGUACUUCUUUGCAGUACAUGUACUAAUGGGGUCUUUUCUAAUCCUGAGAAUUUUCCUUAUUGGGUUGUUGAGAUGGCACUUGCUUCUAUUGGUUUAUAUAUCAAAGUUUGGAAUUUUCAAGUUCAAUGUAUCAGCUGGUUCUUUGGCUACCGAAAAUAAUGUGCGAGGCUGUUCUGAUUAUCGAAAUAUCAUUUGGGGUGUGCUUUUUGUUUUGGCAUUUAAUGCUACUAUCCUGAUUAAAUUGGAAGGCUCAAUAGGUGCUUGUUUUUUUUCCUCUUACAGACAAGGCAGCUUGUGGGCUAAUGCAGAAAACAUAUUACCCACGUUUGCUGCUGAUUUUGUAAGUUUUUUCACUUUUUUCCGCCUGACUGGACGUUCUUGGAAGGUUUGUUUGUGCGGGCAACUUUUUAGUUGAGAUUUCUCUUUGACAAAAUGUUCCAAGUUGGAAUUUUGUGAUCAUUUCAAUGUUCUGAUAUUUCCCACCAAAGAGAAGAAGAAAACCAGCAGCAAGGAGAAUAAUUAAGGAAGAAGAUUGGAUGAAUAAUAUAAUGGGGAAUGUGAACGAGGAAGAGAUGAGAGAAAUUGAGAAAUUUGAGAUGGAGAAUUUGGAAGAGAUGAGGAAUGAGCCAGAGGAUAUGAGUAGAAUUGCUCCAUGGACUAAACAGAUCACAAUUAGAGGACUCAUAGCUAGUUUAGCAAUUGGCAUCAUAUACAGUGUGAUUGCAAUGAAGCUAAACCUCACCACAGGACUAGUCCCUAAUCUGAACGUUUCUGCUGCUCUACUGGCUUUUGUUUUUAUUAGAACAUGGACCAAGCUCCUUCAGAAGGCUGGAAUAGUAACCAGUCCAUUCACUCGACAAGAAAAUACCAUAAUUCAAACUUGUGCUGUUGCUUGUUAUAGUAUUGCUGUCGCAGGUGGCUUUGCGUCUUAUCUUCUGGGAUUGAACAGGAAGACGUAUGAGCAAGCUGGGGUUGAUACAAAAGGGAAUACUCCUGGCAGCACAAAAGAACCUGGGAUUGGUUGGAUGACUGGUUUCCUCUUCGUAACCAGUUUUGUUGGAUUGCUUGCCUUGGUUCCUCUCAGGAAGAUUAUGAUACUAGAUUACAAAUUAACUUAUCCUAGUGGAACUGCAACUGCGGUUCUCAUCAAUGGGUUCCAUACUUCCAAAGGAGAUAAGAUUGCUAGGAAGCAGGUUCAUGGGUUCAUUAAGUUCUUUUCAAUCAGCUUCCUGUGGGCUUUCUUUCAGUGGUUUUACACUGGUGGAGGCAAUUGUGGAUUUGCUCAAUUCCCAACAUUUGGAUUGAAAGCUUGGAAAAACUCAUUUUACUUUGAUUUCAGUAUGACAUAUGUUGGAGCAGGAAUGAUCUGUUCCCAUCUUGUGAAUUUGUCUUUGCUGCUUGGCGCGAUACUUUCAUGGGGAAUUAUGUGGCCACUAAUAGCAGGGCUUAAAGGAGAUUGGUUCCCUGCUACUUUACCUGAAAGCAGUAUGAGGAGUGUAAAUGGUUACAAGGUUUUUAUUUCUAUUGCUCUGAUCCUAGGAGAUGGGCUCUACAAUUUUCUCAAGAUACUGUAUUUCACUGCUAGUAGCAUCCGCACCAGAGCUAAGACUGGAGAUUUGAAAACAUUAUCAGAUAAGCAGAAUCAAGAUGAUCUUAGGAGAAAUGAAGUUUUCGUAAGAGAGACUAUUCCAAUUUGGGUAGCAUGUUUAGGAUACACCGCCUUCUCCAUCAUUUCAAUCAUUGUGAUCCCUAUCAUGUUUCCUGAGCUAAAGUGGUACUACGUAGUUGUUGCCUACAUUCUUGCACCCUCUCUCAGCUUCUGCAACGCUUAUGGUGCUGGUCUAACUGACAUGAAUAUGGCUUAUAACUAUGGAAAGGUGGCUCUCUUCGUACUUGCAGCCUUGACAGGAGGAGACAACGGUGUUGUAGCAGGACUUGUUGGCUGUGGGCUGAUUAAGUCAAUAGUUUCCAUCUCUUCUGAUUUGAUGCAUGAUUUCAAGACUGGUCAUCUAACUCUCACUUCUCCUCGUUCGAUGCUUCUUAGCCAGGCCAUUGGUACUGCAAUAGGCUGUGUUGUAGCUCCACUUACAUUCUUUCUUUUCUACAAGGCUUUUGAUGUGGGGAACCCCAAUGGAGAGUACAAAGCUCCAUAUGCACUCAUAUACAGAAACAUGGCGAUUCUUGGUGUCCAAGGUUUUUCUGCCCUUCCCCAGCAUUGCUUGCAGCUUUGUUAUGGGUUUUUCGCCUUCGCGAUUUUUGCCAAUUUGGUCAGAGAUCUAUCCCACAAAAAAUUUGGCAAAUGGAUACCUCUCCCAAUGGCUAUGGCUGUGCCUUUCCUCGUAGGGGCUUACUUCGCAAUCGAUAUGUGCAUGGGGAGUCUGAUUGUGUUUGCAUGGCACAAGCUAAACAGCAAAAAAGCAGGUCUGAUGGUUCCUGCUGUGGCCUCUGGCUUGAUCUGUGGAGAUGGUUUAUGGAUUCUUCCUUCAUCCAUCCUUGCAUUAGCUAAGAUUCAUCCUCCAAUAUGCAUGAGUUUCAGUUAGAAAUUCUAUCUGAGACCGAAAUCUGUAGUUGUUAUUGCAGGCACAAAUCAAGUUAAUGAAAAGUAAAACAAAUAUAAGGAUGAUUA
Manihot esculenta (cassava) is the source of this 2905-nucleotide messenger RNA. Its product is annotated as metal-nicotianamine transporter YSL3. Gene Ontology annotation, molecular function: iron-nicotianamine transmembrane transporter activity; oligopeptide transmembrane transporter activity. The record is from RefSeq and is a predicted model, not a curated record. Gene Ontology annotation, cellular component: plasma membrane. Gene Ontology annotation, biological process: seed development; response to iron ion. Bases 816 to 2819 code for a protein of 667 amino acids. The transcript is spliced from 8 exons. NCBI's taxonomy places the organism in Eukaryota, Viridiplantae, Streptophyta, Magnoliopsida, Malpighiales, Euphorbiaceae.